AUGUCUUCCGCUCUCGAACAGCUCAAGGCCACUGGCACUGUCGUGGUUUGCGACUCUGGUGACUUUGCCACCAUUGGCAAGUACAAGCCUCAGGAUGCCACCACCAACCCCUCCUUGAUCCUGGCUGCUUCCAAGAAGCCCGAGUAUGCCAGCCUGAUCGAUGCCGCCGUUGAGAAGGGCAAGAAGGAGGGUAAGACCGUCGACGAGCAGGUCGAUGCCACCCUUGACAACCUCCUCGUUGAGUUCGGCAAGAAGAUCCUCGAGAUCAUCCCCGGCAAGGUCUCCACCGAGGUCGAUGCCCGCUUCUCCUUCGAUACCCAGGCUUCCGUUGACAAGGCCCUUCACAUCAUCAAGCUCUACGAGCAAAGCGGUAUCUCCAAGGACCGUGUCCUGAUUAAGAUCGCCUCCACCUGGGAGGGUAUCAAGGCCGCCCACAUCCUGCAGUCCCAGCACGGCAUCAACUGCAACCUGACCCUCAUGUUCUCCCUCGUCCAGGCCAUCGCUGCCGCUGAGGCCGGUGCCUUCCUCAUCUCUCCCUUCGUUGGCCGUAUCCUGGAUUGGUACAAGGCUGCCCACAAGCGCGAUUACUCCCCCGAGGAGGACCCCGGUGUCAAGUCCGUCGAGAGCAUCUUCAACUACUACAAGAAGUUCGGCUACAAGACCAUCGUCAUGGGUGCUUCCUUCCGUAACACCGGUGAGAUCACAGAGCUGGCUGGCUGUGACUACCUGACCAUCUCGCCCAACCUGCUCGAGGAUCUGUUCAACUCGACCGCCGCUGUCCCCAAGAAGCUCGAUGCCGCCGGCGCCUCCAGCCUGGAUAUUUCCAAGCGCAGCUACCUCAACGACGAGGCUCUCUUCCGCUUCGAUUUCAACGAGGAGGCCAUGGCUGUCGAGAAGCUGCGCGAGGGUAUCUCCAAGUUUGCCGCUGACGCUGUCACCCUGAAGGAGCUCCUCAAGCAGAAGAUCCAGGCUUAA
Molecule: messenger RNA, 975 nt
Organism: Aspergillus clavatus NRRL 1
Lineage: Eukaryota; Fungi; Ascomycota; Eurotiomycetes; Eurotiales; Aspergillaceae
Product: sedoheptulose-7-phosphate:D-glyceraldehyde-3-phosphate transaldolase TAL1
Exons: 7
Coding region: 1-975 (324 amino acids)
Biological process (GO): pentose-phosphate shunt; pentose-phosphate shunt, non-oxidative branch; carbohydrate metabolic process
Cellular component (GO): cytoplasm; intracellular anatomical structure
Molecular function (GO): transaldolase activity
Source: RefSeq, a predicted model, not a curated record